This is a messenger RNA of Melanotaenia boesemani (Boeseman's rainbowfish), 2070 nucleotides long. RefSeq names its product cilia and flagella associated protein 53 (gene cfap53). The coding region runs from base 145 to 1776 and encodes 543 amino acids. Lineage: Eukaryota; Metazoa; Chordata; Actinopteri; Atheriniformes; Melanotaeniidae. The transcript has 8 exons. The record is from RefSeq and is a predicted model, not a curated record.
GGAACAUGACGUAAGACGCCGGAAGUCUGUUCGGCGUCGCUCCGUGUGUUUGUUGCUACCAUAGCAACAGAAAGUCUGUUGCAGAGACCGUUGGAGACUUAAGAGCUCGAAGCAGAAAUCAGAAGAAACAAAUCUGAGGAUUUUAUGAUGAGCGAGAAGAGCCGGAGAUGUCGCGAGAUCUGCGGGCCGACACCGCAUUCAGUGGCCGUGAUCAGGAGGUAUCCUCUGCGGAGGACCACGGAUCAGCAGGUCCUGCAGACCCGGGGAAGGGCGGCGAUCCGAGACCAUGUCCAGGAGUCCCACAGAGACCAGGUCCAGGAGUUCUACAGAGACCUGCAGAGCUGCGACGUCACAGCUUCUUGGCUGCAGAGCAGCGAGCAGCGUUUCCUGAGAGGAGACGUCCAGAGACGAGUCCGGGCUGCGAUGGACCGGCACGAGUCUGAAGCCCAGGAGCCCAGAACCAGGCUCAGGCAGCUGCUGGAGGACGAGGAGCAGCAGUUCCUGCAGGAGCUGGAGGAGAUGCAGGAGACCACGGAGGAGAGGAGAACCAGGAUGAAGGAGAGAGCCAAAGUCCUCCGAGAGAGGAGAGAGAAGGAGGAGCAGGAGCUGGCCUCAGAGCAACUGGACAGGAUUUUCAGGGAGCAGUGUGAGGAGCUGCGCAGCGUCCAGAGGAGGUGCAGGGAGCAGCAGCUGGGUGAGGAGCAAGCCUUGCAGCUGAGGAGCAGACAGGAGCAGUGGCGGCAGCAGCAGGAGGAGGAGCAGCUGCUCCAGGAGCUGUGGGAGGCCGACUUACGAGACAAGGAGCAGGAGGAGAGUCUGCUCCUGCAGAGGAGGAGGCAGACAGACGCCCAGCAGCUCUGCUUCCUGAGGAGUCAGAUGGAGGAGGCAGAGCGGCAGAGGCAGCGGGAGAAGGAGUGCAGGGAGGAAGAGGCCCAGCUCCUGGAGCAGCAGCGCCAAACUGACCUGCAGCAGGAGCAGCACCUGAAGCGUCAGAAGCAGCAGAACCAGCGGCGGCAGCUGGACCGGGCCCUACGGCAGAAGAUGGAGAGACUGAGCCGGGUGCAGCAGGAGGAGACGCAGCUGGACCAGAAGCUCCUGCAGGAGCUGCUCAGAGAGGAGACGGAUCAGAGGCAGGAGGCGGCGAGGAGGAAGGAGGAGCUGCAGGAGGAGCAGAGGAGGUACCGCCAGCAUCUGUCUGAGGAGCUGCAGAGGCAGAGGAGAGAGGAGGAGGAGGAGGAGCAGCAGCAGGAGGAGCAGCUGGAGGAGACGUGGAGGAAGCGGGAGCAGCAGAAGCAACUGGAGCAGGAGGCCAGAAGGAGGCUGAAGGAGGAGGUGAUGGAGGCGCGCCUCCUGCAGGUCCAGAACAAAGCGCAUGUGACCCUGCAGAAAGGAGCUGAGCUUCAGAAGGAGAAGGAGGAGCUGAGCAGAGCCAUGGAGGCGAUGAAGCUGGAGGAGGAGGAGGAGAGGAUAUGCCGGAGGCGGGUGGCAGCGGCAUACCGGGCCAACCUUCAGGCUCAGAUGAAGCAGCAGCAGCAGCUCCGGGACCAGCAGAAAGCUCAGCUUCUCAGGGAGCAUCAGCAGGACCUGGUCCUGGAGCAGAUCUACAACCAGAAGAAAGACAAGAUCCUGUCCAGACCUGAGGCCAGCACUACCAUCCUCUAUCCUUUCAGGAAAGCGCAGAGGUCCAGGUCUGCAGCCACAGAGGGAAGAACCUUCAAGAAAACUCAUGAAAGAACAUCCCUGAGUUUCCCUCUGACAGAGAACCAGGAUUCAUGAGGACUUUCAGUCUCGUCUAAACCCUGAUGAAACCGGAUCGGACUCUAAGAAAUAGGACGAGAUGACAUUAAAUGGGACGAGAUGAGACAUGAUGAGACGGGACGAAUGAGACGAGACAAUACAAGACUGCAGAAAUUAUUUACUGUUUGUCCCACUACAUGUCCCACACGUCUUUGGUUCCUCUCAGUCCUGGUUUAGAAGAAACUAAAGGUUUAACUUCUUAUAUGUCACAACAACAUGUGGAUCCCAGAAGUUUCUAACACUAUAACACCAAUAAAACAUUUUCUUUCCAGA